GGUACACAUACACGGCGAGGGUCGGAGGCAGCGGCGGAGGAGAGCACCGAGGACCGGGCCGGACCGGAAGGUCUCAAGGUGGCGGUCGGCCUGCUGUAGCACCGGAGCUGUUGUGCCUGUUGUGCAAGGGAAGUUGUCGCAUUCUUGCUGGAGGCAACCCUUAGUCUCGGGAGGACGCUGGUAAAAACUCUUUGGGUCGACAUCUUGACUGUUUGGCGUGUGCUUAUAUCUCCAGGAAGACUUGAGAGGGAAACAAGCGUGGGAAGCCGGAGAGAAAAAGCAAACAGCCUAGAAGGCUCCGAAACCCGGGGAAAGCUGCGAGUGACAAACAACCUAAUGGCCGAGAAACCCCUCCCGAGAGGUACAAUAUAUACAAUACGCAAACUGAGGGCUCCUCUGUGUCUAUUCACUGCCUCAUGCAAAAAGGGCACACGGUGGAGCAGGUAUGGUUAUUUGAGACGAGGGAGGCAACUGAAUAAUGAAUUAUCAUUAUCUGAUCUAACAUUCGUCCAUUCAACAUCCCGAUAAACGAUAUGAAAAUUUACCCGCAAAAGAUGACAGUAGCCAAGCAUUGAGGUGAGCGGGCGGCGCUUAUCGGCGGCCCCGAUAAUGCAAUAUGGGGAUGGCGCUUGGGCUCUUUUGGGGUAGCUCUUGCAUGCUUAGCUUAUCGCCAAAUGAUUUCACCACACCUCAUUGUGUCCCAGCACAUGCGAAAUAUCAGCGGGGCAAUUCGCCAGAGAGCCCAGCCCAAAAUUCACCACCAUAACAUGCUCCUGCGCCUACAGAAGUACCAGUAACCAGCAUGGCUCACCACAGUGACAACGGGGUCAAUCCCCUGAGACCCUACUACAUUCCCCCUUCGAUCGGCGAACCUCCCGAGUCCCUCCCCACACCACCCGGCCCAAAAGCCUUCGCCCAAGCCGGCAACUCAACCGGCCAGUAUGCUACUAAGGCACGCGACCUCUUUUCCGACAUCGACUACAAGAACUACAUAGCCGAGCCUUCGCCAUCAGUUGUACAGACAGUCAAGGAGGUGCUGGACGAGCUGCUAUGGAAGUACUCGUCGGUGCUGAUGGCCCAACCCUUCGAUGUGGCCAAGACCAUCAUGCAAGUCAGGAAACAGGAUGAUUUGGGAGGACUAGCAGCUGCCGCUGAGGAAGCGGAGGAGGCAAGGCGACAGCAAGCACAAGCAGCGGUUGCUGCUGCUGCGAAUCCGUGGAAUACUCAGUUUGACGACGAGGAACAAGCCAACGAUUCAGACUCGGAUGCCGAUGAAAUGGCAUAUUUCACCUCAAACCAACCACGAACUCCCUCUCCAACAGCUACCCGCGGGAGACCGAACCCGAUGACCCCACUUGAUACCCCACGAACGCCUGGAAAGCCAGCCCCUGUACCGGCACAUCAACUGGCCAUUCGAACCCCCGACUCUGUGUUGGAAGUUAUCGCACAGCUAUGGCAGAAGGAAGGUGCGUGGGGUGUUUGGAAGGGUUCAAACGUGACCUUUAUCUACUCGGUACUCCACUCGUUACUGGAGAACUGGUCCAGGAGUCUACUCAGCGCCCUUCUCAACGUACCAGACCUCGGCGUCAAGAACGAUGCGGACCGGUUGAUUGAUAUCGCCGCACCAUAUCCAUGGGCCUCUCUUUGUGUGGCUGCCGCCGCGGCGGUUGUUACUGGCCUGAUCCUCUCUCCCCUGGAUCUGAUCCGCACACGCAUGAUUAUCACAUCCACCUCUCGCGCUUCCAGGCGCACCUUGACCGCCCUCCGCAGCCUUCCCUCUUACUUCUGCCCCUCCGCCGUCUUUUUCCCAACGGUCCUCCACUCCCUCGUCCACCCUCUCCUUACCCUUUCAACACCCCUUGUUCUCCGAACACAAUUCAUGAUCGACAGGGAGAUUGCUCCCGCGAGCUUCUCCAUCGCCAAAUUCUGCUCCUCGGCUGUAGCGCUGUGCAUCAAGCUCCCACUCGAGACGGUCCUCCGCAGAGGUCAGGUCGCGGUCCUCAACACACCAGAGUACCUCCAAGCUCUCGAGGCGCCUCCUCCUGUCAAGGGCAAGAAGAGUGCUGUGGCACCACCAGAAACUCUGGAGACUAUUGUCCCUGUUGGGAAAUACAAUGGUGUGUUCGGGACGAUGUACAGUAUUGUCAAUGAGGAGGGGUCGCAUGCUGUUGUUAAGCCUUCGAAGGUGGUGGAGACAGUGAGGGGAAGGAAGAAGGGGGGAAAGCAGGCAAAGGAGCAGCAGUCGAUUUCGGAGACGGUGUAUAGACGGGGUCAGGGGUUGAAUGGUUUGGCGAGGGGUUGGAAUUUUUAA
Messenger RNA from Podospora bellae-mahoneyi, 2311 nucleotides. RefSeq lists its product as uncharacterized. Gene Ontology annotation, cellular component: mitochondrial inner membrane. Bases 803 to 2311 code for a protein of 502 amino acids. The record is from RefSeq and is a predicted model, not a curated record. Lineage: Eukaryota; Fungi; Ascomycota; Sordariomycetes; Sordariales; Podosporaceae. Gene Ontology annotation, molecular function: coenzyme A transmembrane transporter activity. Gene Ontology annotation, biological process: mitochondrial coenzyme A transmembrane transport; mitochondrial fusion. The transcript is spliced from 4 exons.